CGGCAGAUGCUCACAGAGGUUCAGAGGUUCAGAGGUCAGAAGGUCCCCCAUCGCCAUCCACCCAUUGACGCCCGCCAUGAGCGUCUGCCGCCCCGCACGAUGCCUCUUCGCCCGGGCAUCCACCACCCUGCCCGCCGCCAGUAGCACCACGGCCGUCCAAGCCCGCGCCUUCCACGCCUCGCCCGCCCACAGCAAGAAGCGGCGCCCGCACUACCCCUCGAUCAAAGCCGCCGACAUGGAGCAGCUGCAGAAGCUGGCCGUGCAGCGGUACCCCAAGUACACGAGCGAGGAGAAGGACCUGCUCAAGGCCAAGUACACGGCGGGGCAGUACGCGGCGAUUGAGGCGGCCGAAGCGGCCAUCGACGCGCGCGACCUGCUGACGCAGAGCCGCUCGCGCGACGGCGACCCCAUGGCGCUCAAAUACACGGCCGACGAGCUGCGCCGCCUGCAGCCCGUGCUGGACAAGAAGGCGAGCGCGCCGCUGGACCCCUACGCCAGCUACGACGUGCGGCCCAAGACGGACGACGAGAUGGCGCAGGCGCUGGCCAUGUACUACGUCGACGAGGGAGAGCGGCUGGAGGCGGCGUCGGGGGGCGAAGCGCCCAACAGCGCCGAGGACGAGGAGGCGGCGCGCGUGCGCUUCCUGCGCUUCCUCGACGACCCGCGCACCUUCAUGCACGCCGACAGCGAGGCCGGCUACCGCGCCCUCAGCGACGAGGCGCUGACGGUGCUGGCGCCCGAAAUGCCCAAGAUCGACGGCGUCGUGGCGCCGCGCGGCGGCUCCGACGGCGACGACCCCCAGCGCAAGCGCCUGAUGCAGCAGACGGGGCUGUCGGGCUUCCAGCUGCGCAGCCUGCGCGUCAAGGUCCUGCACGACCACCGCGUCGUCAACCAGACCCGCCUCGGCAAGGUCCAAUCCUACUACUACCUCUGCAUUGCCGGCGACGGCAACGGCAUGCUCGGCGUCGGCGAGGGCAAGAGCACCGAGUCCACCGAGGGCCGCCAGCAGAGCAUCUUCAGCGCCAUCCGCAACAUGCGCCCCGUCACGCGCUACGAGAACCGCACCAUCUACGGCGAGGUCGAGGGCAAGUGCGGUGCCGUUGAGCUGCGUCUGAGUGCUCGCCAACCUGGAUUCGGGCUCCGCUGCCAAUCCCUCAUCCACGAAAUGGCGCGCGCAGCCGGCAUCCACGACCUAUCCGCAAAGGUGCUGCGCAGCCGCAACAAGAUGAACACGGUCAAAGCCGCCUGGCAGGCUCUGUUGAACCAGCGCUUGCCUGAAGACAUCGCGCGCGCACGCGGCCGCAAGCUCGUUGAUGUCCGCAAGGUCUAUUAUGGGGGGAAGGUGAAUUAGUUAUUUGGGGAGGGAGGGGGGUUUUAUGGGGGGUUUUUUCUUUGUGGGGGAGCGAGGAGGUGUACGUUAUUUGUGAGGCUGACGACGAUGUGAAUGGAUGGGAUGGGCUGGGAUGGGAUGGGAGGGGAGGGGUGUAUUGUAUUCGUAGUUACAUACGGCGUGAAAAUAGCGCAGCGCAGCGCAGCAUAGCGGAGCAAAGC
This is a messenger RNA of Aplosporella prunicola CBS 121167, 1551 nucleotides long. RefSeq lists its product as uncharacterized. The coding region runs from base 77 to 1351 and encodes 424 amino acids. The record is from RefSeq and is a predicted model, not a curated record. Lineage: Eukaryota; Fungi; Ascomycota; Dothideomycetes; Botryosphaeriales; Aplosporellaceae. Gene Ontology annotation, molecular function: structural constituent of ribosome; RNA binding. The transcript is spliced from 2 exons. Gene Ontology annotation, biological process: translation. Gene Ontology annotation, cellular component: ribosome.